Thalassophryne amazonica is the source of this 4045-nucleotide messenger RNA. Its product is annotated as radixin-like. Lineage: Eukaryota; Metazoa; Chordata; Actinopteri; Batrachoidiformes; Batrachoididae. Gene Ontology annotation, cellular component: cytoskeleton; microvillus; filopodium. The transcript has 15 exons. Gene Ontology annotation, biological process: regulation of organelle assembly; regulation of cell shape; positive regulation of early endosome to late endosome transport. Gene Ontology annotation, molecular function: cell adhesion molecule binding; actin binding. The record is from RefSeq and is a predicted model, not a curated record. Bases 207 to 1952 code for a protein of 581 amino acids.
CGGAAUUUAUUUAACCAGACAACACGUAGAGAUAAAGGGUAACUGAAGAUUGCUUGUCGUCUCUCUCUCUCUGGGUUUUUGUACUUGAAGUGAGCUUCUUUUAUUGUUGUUUCUUAUCGACUUACAGACGUGCUCUGGUCCUGUGACAGAUCCUUUGACGGAUCUGUCCUCUCAGCUGUGUGGUGUAACGAGGAGAGGCAGCAAAGAUGCCGAAACCGAUCAACGUCCGUGUGACGACCAUGGAUGCGGAGCUUGAGUUUGCCAUCCAGCCCAACACUACAGGCAAACAGCUCUUUGACCAGGUGGUGAAGACUGUAGGACUACGGGAGGUGUGGUUCUUUGGUCUGCAGUAUGUGGACAGUAAGGGCUAUGCCACUUGGCUCAAACUUAAUAAAAAGGUGACUCAACAGGAUGUGAAGAAAGACAACCCAUUGCAGUUUAAGUUCAGAGCCAAAUUCUUCCCUGAAGAUGUCUCGGAGGAACUCAUCCAAGAGAUCACCCAGAGACUUUUCUUCCUGCAGGUGAAGGAAGCUAUCCUGAACGAUGAGAAUUAUUGUCCCCCAGAGACAGCUGUCCUACUUGCAUCCUAUGCUGUUCAAUCAAAGUAUGGCGACUACAGCAAAGAUCUCCACAAGCCUGGCUACCUAACACAUGACCGACUCCUGCCGCAGAGAGUCCUGGAGCAGCAUAAGCUAACCAAGGAACAGUGGGAGGACAGGAUACAGACUUGGCAUGAAGAGCACAAAGGAAUGCUCAGAGAGGAUUCAGUGAUGGAAUAUCUUAAAAUUGCUCAGGACUUGGAGAUGUACGGGGUCAACUAUUUUGAGAUUAAAAACAAGAAGGGCACACAGCUGUGGCUUGGUGUGGACGCCCUUGGCCUCAACAUUUAUGAGCAUGGGGACAAAUUAACGCCAAAGAUUGGAUUCCCUUGGAGCGAAAUUCGGAACAUCUCUUUCAAUGAUAAGAAGUUUGUGAUCAAACCCAUCGACAAGAAAGCACCCGACUUUGUGUUUUAUGCCCCGCGCCUACGUAUCAAUAAGCGAGUUUUGGCCUUGUGUAUGGGUAACCACGAGCUGUACAUGAGAAGGAGGAAGCCCGACACCAUCGAGGUGCAGCAGAUGAAGGCUCAGGCCAGAGAGGAGAAGCACCACAAGCAGAUGGAGCGGGCCCAGCUGGAGAAUGAGAAGAAGAAGCGAGAGCAUGCAGAGAAGGAGAAGGAGAGGAUAGAGCGAGAAAAAGAGGACCUCAUGGAGAGGCUGAGGCAGAUUGAAGAGCAGACGAUGAAAGCUCAGAAAGAGCUGGAGGAACAGACUCGCCGCGCCUUGGAGCUGGAACAGGAGAGGAAGCGAGCAAGGGAGGAAGCAGAACGACUGGAAAAGGAGAGGCAAGCAGCUGAGGAGGCCAAAGCAGAGCUGGCCAGACAGGCUGCAGACCAACAGAAGACCCAGGAACAACUGGCUGCUGAAUUGGCAGAGUUCACAGCAAAGAUCAGUCUUUUGGAAGAAUCCAAAAGAAAGAAAGAGGAUGAAGCCAUAGAAUGGCAGCAUAAGGCUAUUUCAGCCCAGGAGGACCUAGAGAAGACCAAGGAGAUGUUGAAGACUGCAGUGACGGCAGUGCCAAUCCCUCCGGGUGGCCAUGCUGAGAGCGAGCAUGACGAACAGGAUGAGAACCACGCAGAGGCCAGUGCCGAGCUCUCCAAUGAGGGCGUCAAUGACCUGGAUCUCCGCAGCGAGGAGGAACGUAUCACUGAAGCCCAGAAGAAUGAGCGGGUCAAGAAGCAGCUCCAGACAUUAAGUUCAGAGUUGGCUGAGGCCAGAGACGACACCAAGAAGACGACAAACGAUGUGCUGCACGCCGAGAAUGUGAAAGCAGGCCGAGAUAAGUACAAGACGCUGCGCCAGAUUCGGCAGGGCAACACCAAGCAACGCAUCGACGAGUUUGAGUCCAUGUGAGACCUGCACCGCUGUCCCUCUUCCCCCGUUUGCUCAGGAGUUCCUGAACUUUCCGCCCCAGCAGCUGCUAGCUUUUUAUGGACAACAGAUGCUGCCAUCCUUCCCACAGGUAAUCUGGAGAAAUCAUCUUGUUGAUCUUUGCCAAAGUUAUAUGCCCUACAGUUCUCUGAAUGUUUUGAUAAGGUGCUGCUUAAACGCCACUCUCAGCUAAUUCCUGCGAAGUUAACCUGAAGCCUCGGGGAAAAUCAUAACCCCAAAACCAAAAAGGAGUUGGAAUUUUUUUUUUUUAAGCAAACAUAAACAUGGCCAUAAGGGUUUUUCUUUUCCCUCCACAGUCUGUGCACGAUGCUUGUUUUCGCUUGUUAAAACGUUCCUGUUCAGUUGUGAAGCUUCUUUUCCUUUGCAUUUGUUUGGCGUUUCUGAUUGUUGAACUUUGUCUUAUUGACGCAGUAACAUCGGGACAGAAGUGACGAUUGGGGAUCAGGUCAGUUAGGUUGGUUAUGUCACUUGACGUUAUAGUGAUGUUUUUUCAUUUAGUACAAAAAUGCAUCAGGUGAUUAUAAUCGUACCAUCACUGAAUUCUGUCUCCUGCAGUAUUUUAUGGUUCUUUCCAGAUUAAAAGCAGCUUUUUUGCAUUUUCUUCAAAAUAUCAAGUAACCAUUUAAUUGAAAAGCAGCUCCUGAUGAGUGAAUGUUGUGAUUGUAACAAAGGGAAGAAAAGGAGAAAGUGUUUUGUUGUGUGCACAGCUGGUAGAGUGGUGUGUAAUGGGUGUAUGCGAAGUCUUCACAGAUGUAACGGCGUGCGUGCACGUUUACCAAUUGGAUCCAAGCCUUUGACGCUCAGGCGCCGUGGAUGGGUGUCUUAUGUUUUUCUACCUGCCAGCUCACGAAGGGAUCCCUGGGAUGAACGGCUGGACAGGCAGAGGCCUGUUCAUGUGUUCAGCUUUUGUGUGAACACUGAGGCUGCCUGGUGCCUUUCUGGCUGGGGACCGAGUCUGCCGUGUGGGACUUUCUGUCUACCUUAGUGGUGACUGACGGUCAAACGUGCCCUUGUCCUGUCAAACAGUAAAGUUGGGACUUUGAUUGCUGCUCAUGUUUUGAGAGCUCAGACAGAAUUUUUUUUUUUUUUUUUUUUGGUUCCAUUUGAAGCGUGUUUUUGGUCAUUUCCUGCUUCCAGCCUUGCAUAUGUUCUGGUUUGUUCUCCUUUUCUUUUUUUAAUAUUGUCCUUGAUACAUUUCAAAAUGUUGGGGGGGGGUGCAGAUGUUUUACUCACAUCAGAGGAAAUAUCACGUCUCUGAUCAGGGUUGUGGUUUUUUUUUGUUUUGUUUUUUUACUCAUUUGACAAACUAAACCAUUAUUUUAAUUGGCGUAUGGCGAGCCCACAUUUAUAAUUUCACCUGGAAAAGAAACUGACUAGACUGCGUUUUCCUGGGACUGAAAGAUUAAGAAAAAAAAAAAUCACAUAAGGGAUUUCAUUGUGGCGUGCGUGUGUUCACGCAGCGGGCGCUUGGGGAAGAAAAUCAAUUUAAUAAAGCCAGUUUGUUCCUCAUUAAUCUUUCUUUAAAGAGUUUGUGCUCAGACAAAUUGUGAGGAAUCUGCAUUUUGGAAUUCAGUGUUUUUUUUGUUUUUUUUUUUCCACACGAUGCUUGUAUUAUAUUUAAGUGAUACUGGACAGCUGGUGUUAGGUUUUUUUUUUUUGUGUGUGUACUUUUAAAAUGAAAGCAUUUGCAUUCAGACACUGAAGCCUUUCUUUUGCAUCUGUACCCCGUGUCUAUUAGCGUUGUUUGUUUGUCCCCCUGCGUCAGAUGAAUCGAUGUAUUUUGUGCUUCCGAUUCACUUUUUUUUUUUUGUGUGUGUGUGUUCAAACAAGUUAAGCAGCUUCAUCAGGACACCAUAACCCCACCAGUGGACAAAGUCCUCCUGUUGGUAAAAGUAUUUUUGUUCCAUCCUAUGAAGACUGUGCGAUUACAUCUGCUCCAAUAACCAGCUGUGACCCCCACCCGUUCAUAUUAAUAUUCUUUAAGAUGGAAAAGCACAGAUGGAUUAUAAUAAAUUUAAUUUGUUCAUAAAUAAAAGUUUUACAUUUUGAACAUU